CACGUAAAAGGUGUCCAUUAAAAAAUUAAAAACAUAAAUUUAUCGUGUCAUGUCUGAAAAUCUUUGUGAUUGAAGAAACCAAAGACUGUGUGUUCUCUGAACUACAGUUAAUUCUCUCUCCUUUCUCAACUCUCAAGAGCCAAAGGCCAUUACGGAGAUCACCCAACAAUCAACAUCUUCUCUUUGGUUUAACCCAAAGAAAGAUCCAAAAAUGCUUAUGCUUUUAUUUUGUUCGUAAAAGAAAAGAAGCUCGGAGAUGAUGCUGGUUCUCUCAUCUUUGUGACUUUUUUGAAAGAAAAUCGAAGGCCCAUUCUCCAUUGGAAGGUAAAUUGGUUACCCUUUCCAUUAGAUUCUCUUUUGGAACCUCAUUUUUUGUAUUCAACUCUGGUGGUGCCUUUGGAAUUACUGAUAGUUAAUUCAGCAACACUGUAUUAGAUGAAAGGGAAAGUUGUAAUUAUUUUUUUUUAGAUUGAACUCGGCUCGUUGAAUGUAUCUGGUACUCUUGAUUGUUGCAGAAAGGAGCAGUUAGUGCAUACUCAUGUUUAGAAUGAGCUCUGUAAUAAAUUUGGUUGCUGUCUUAUGGUGAUUCUUUGUUGAUUAAGGAGUUUCAUCAUAUUAGUGUUGAAUUUGUUGAUGGCAUCAAUUAGAAGAACACUGUCUCCGGUGCCUCGACCGGGGACUCCGGUUACAGGGGAGGCUGAACGUUCAGUUCCUUCUCCUCUGUCGAAGUCGACAAUGCCGCAGACUGGUGGCUUGUUAUCUUCUCUUAUAGGUUUAUCAGAUUCUCAAGCAUUGGUGUUCGGUGUUUUUUCGCCGAGAACUACUAGGCCUGUUGAUAGGCCGAAUCUGAAACACAAAGGACAAGUAUGGAGGAGGGCUCUUUUUCAUUUCUUCAUUUGUUUCCUACUCGGUUUUGUUAUCGGAUUGACAUCAUUCGUUUCCGUAGGCUUUUCUUAUAUGAACCUCAUUUCAGAGCAACAAGCAUUUGCUUUCGAGGUAGAACCGACUUUUGCAAGUUUCCAUAUGCAUGAUGGUUCAGAAAGGAAUGUGACAUCAAUGGCGGAUGACACUGAGGUUGAAAACAAUGUCACAUUGAAUCCACAUGCAUUGGUGCAAAGACAGGGAAUGAUUGAAGGGAAUUUAGAUAAUGCCCUGACUAAUCAAUCACUUCCUCAAGAUAUAAAUCUGGGAUCCCGGAAGCUUUUGAUUGUUAUAACUCCAACACAUGCUCGACCGCAUCAAGCCUAUUAUCUAAACCGCUUGGCAUACACAUUAAAGCUAGUUCAACCUCCAUUAUUGUGGAUAGUUGUGGAGAUGACCUCACAGUCCGAGGAAACAGCCAAUAUCCUAAGAAAGAGUGGCAUUAUGUAUAGGCAUCUUGUUUGCAAAAAGAAUCUGACCGAUAUAAAAGACAGAAAUGUUCAUCAAAGAAAUGUGGCAUUAUCUCACAUUGAAACUCAUCGACUUGAUGGAAUUGUCUACUUUGCCGAUGAGUAUAAUGUCUAUUCAAUCGAUCUCUUCCAGCAAAUGAGGCAUAUUAGGCAGUUCGGGACAUGGACCGUGGCCAAACAAACACAGGACAACGAUAGAGUUACACUGGAAGGCCCUGUUUGUAAUGGAACUAAAGUCAUUGGAUGGCACCUAAAUGAACUAAGCAAGAGAUACAGAAGAUUCCAUGCUGAAAUGCCGGGGUUUGCCUUCAAUAGUACCAUACUCUGGGAUCCAAGACGAUGGCAUCGACCCACUCUUGAACAGAUUAGACAACUCGAGACAGUCAAAGAUGGCUUCCAAGCAAGCUCAAUUAUUGAACAAGUCGUGGAAGAUGAAAGCCAGAUGGAAGGCUUACCGCAGAACUGCUCGAGAAUCAUGGUUUGGGAGGUUAAUAUCGAAUCUAAUUCCUUCUAUCCCCAAAAAUGGUUGAUGAAGAAUAACUUAGAUGUUAUUGCUCCGCUUGCAUGAAAUUCCGGGUUUGAAAGGACUUGAUUUUGGACGUCAGGGUGAGUGUCGGUCCUUUCCCAAGUAAUCAAAAUAUUUGUUCAAAACGUUUUACGUUUGAAAAAUUAAAAAUCAACACAGAAUCUUUGUACAGCAUAUUUUUUUUUCCCAUUUCUGCAUUGCCUGCUGAUUUUGGUUGGUCCUGGUUAGGAAAGGAUGAUCAUAUUGUUACCUGGCAUCUAUCUUAUUCAUUUGUGCUAUAUUGUUCCGGCUUUUCAUUUUUCUCGAAUUACUGUAUUUGACAUCCGUGUACGACAAGAGGCUCAUAUUUUUUCUUAAAGCUUUUAUUUCUAUGUACUCGGUCAAUACAGAAAGGUUUUCGUUCGACAUCACACAUACCUAACUGAAGUGCUCGUAUAUUCCGAGAAACUUAACAAUCAUCUAUACUCUCAUGAUCUCCUAAUCCUGAGUUCUCGGCCUCGUUUUCGUUAUCUCCAUGACAAGGACCGUGAGCUUUGCAGCAAACCAGAAAGUACACAAAAUUAAGCAUGCUCAAGCCAG
Messenger RNA from Gossypium arboreum, 2496 nucleotides. Its product is annotated as probable beta-1,4-xylosyltransferase IRX9H. Gene Ontology annotation, cellular component: Golgi membrane. Gene Ontology annotation, biological process: plant-type secondary cell wall biogenesis; glucuronoxylan biosynthetic process. The record is from RefSeq and is a predicted model, not a curated record. The transcript is spliced from 3 exons. The coding region runs from base 634 to 1959 and encodes 441 amino acids. Lineage: Eukaryota; Viridiplantae; Streptophyta; Magnoliopsida; Malvales; Malvaceae. Gene Ontology annotation, molecular function: xylosyltransferase activity; galactosylgalactosylxylosylprotein 3-beta-glucuronosyltransferase activity.